Jatropha curcas is the source of this 6117-nucleotide messenger RNA. RefSeq lists its product as uncharacterized. NCBI's taxonomy places the organism in Eukaryota, Viridiplantae, Streptophyta, Magnoliopsida, Malpighiales, Euphorbiaceae. The record is from RefSeq and is a predicted model, not a curated record.
UGCCUUCCUAACCCUAAAAGCAAAUUUAAGGAAACUCCAUUCUGAUUUGCACAUUCUCUUCCUCUCUCUCUCUUGAAGUUGCAGAGAGUCUAUCUUUUCUCUGUUUACUCUCUCUCUCUCUCUCUCUCUCUCUCUCUCCCUGAAAUUAGGUUUCUAUUUGGUCAGAUCCAUUGUUUUUUGUUUUUUGCCUGCAGGUUUUUGCUUCAUCUUGAUGAGUUUCUAAAUGACUAUCAGAAUCUCGCUGAUCUUUAUUACCUAAUUGAAUGCGGUAGUCCACUUGGUAACCUUAAUAUUAUCAAGGUAGGAUUGAGAAGCCACUUGGGGUUUAGUUUGGAGGAAUAUUUUUGUGAUUCAUCAUUUCUGUUGCAAGGCCUCAGAAAGUGUAUAUACAGUUCCAGACUUUGGAGGCAUGCCUGUAUCAGGAAAUGAGGAGACUGCUAUUAAAUCACUUGGUGGGCAGUCUAGUCUUAAUAUUGCAGGUGUUCCUAUGAAGAAAAGGAGAUUCAUUUGGCCACCCAUACCUGAAGAAAAGCAAUCUUCAUUACCUUUGGAAAAUGAUUCUUUAGAGAAAGAACUUGGCAGCCCAUCUCAGGAGUCAGAAGUUGCAAAUGUUAGUGUUGAUGCUAGUUCUUCUGGCUUAUCUGAUUCAAACAAGAAUUUUGUACAUGACGAAAAUGAGAAAAGUUCUGACAAUAUUGUGUCAACAACUAUUAUUAACCAACCAAGAGUUAGAAUUGAAGAACUAAAUCUUACUCGGUCUGAUUCCUCGGUUAAGCUUGAUGAUGAUGAGAAGCUUAUGGCAGCAGAAAAAUCUGCUAACAUUAUGACUGGGGCUAAACCCCUUGAUGGUGUUCCAAUGAAGAAAAGGAGGUUCAUUCGUCCUCCUUCUCCUUCUACUGAAGAUCAACUUUCACUGCCUGUGGAAAAGGAUUCUAUAAAGAAAGAAAAGGGUAGCCAGUCUCAGGAGUCUGCUCCUGUUGCAGGAAAUUCACGCCUAUCUGAUCAAAACAAGAUGUUUUUGCCUGAGGAUAAUAAGAUAAUUCCUGACAAAAUUGUGCAGAACAAUAUUAUAAACUACUCAAGAGUUAAAAUUGAGGAACCAUUCCAAUCAAUUCAGUCUGAUUCACUGGCCAAACUUGACAAUGUGAAGAAGUUUUUGGCAGCAGAAAAAUCUACUAACAGCCGAGUUAAAUCAGCUGAAACUGAGUCAAAUUUAGCACUGAAUAAAGCCCCUGCAGUGGAUGUUGAUAAAGAGAUAUUUAACCAGCAAAUAGCAGAAGGAAAGAGUAAAAAAUCUACUGUUGCAGGGAAUUCUAAAUUGUCAUUAGGUUUGAAGGAAGGUUGUCUUUGUGGUUUGGAGAAUCAGAAUAAUGAUGGGAGCAUUGUGAAUCAAGAAAAUGUAGAAUCUAUUUCGUUGAAUUUGUCUUUAAGCAAUGGUGAAAGUACCCAGCUUAAUAUGGAUGAUGUGCAGUCAAAUACUAAUAGUGCUAAUAGUGCUAAUAUAUGUGCUGACAGAUCAAAUUGGGAUUUGAAUACUACUAUGGAUACAUGGGUAGCUUGUGAGAGUGAUGAAGCUGCUUGUCAAGUAACAGCUGAUGGGUCAAGCAUGAUUAGUGUGACAGAUGACAGAAAGCCUUUAGUAUCAACAGGGAUGGUCGGAACUAGUAUUGGUACUGAAAAGCAACUUCUUGAAGAGAGAGAGUUUAGAUCUAAUUUUCCUGGAAUAUCUUCACAAUCUGGUCAACAUUAUAAUUCUGAGGAUUCUCUUCAUCUGCGCCUCAGUUCAUCUUUUCUUUCUUUUAACUGCCAGGUAUCUUCUAGUUUAUCUGUUAACAAAGACCUUCACAAUGCUGUUCGUGAUAUUAGCUUCUCUAGAGUAUUGUUGCCAGGAGGCAACACAGUUGACGUAGCUAACUCCAGAACAAUAAAAUCUGAACCAUUUGAUGAGAGCCUCAAACAUGAUUCCAGCAGAACUAAAUCCUACUCAACAGUCCCGUUAGAUCUUAGAGCAGUAUCAGUGAAGCAUGAAUUAGUUGAUAAGUCUUCUCAAGAAGCCUCAGAGUUGUCAUAUUUGAGUGCUGUGAAAUCGGUUGAUUCUAAAGCUAUGAAAUCUGAACCAUUUCAUGAGGUUAAUCUGGAAGCAUUGAAGACCAUAGAUGAGACAUUGCGGCGACCUGAUAGACAGGUGCUACGAGAUCAGGAUCGAGGACAAUCUACUUGUUCAACUAGUGAACACAUUCGGCAAGGUCAGGACAUCAAAGUACAAUCUGCAUGUUCAACAAAUAAACCAUUGCUGCAAGGUCAGGAAACUGGAGAACAACCUACUUGUACAGCUGAUGAGCAGCUGCUGCUGCAAGGGAACAAUGCUAUUGCAACACCUGCUUGCUUAGUCGGUCUCUCUGUUGAUGGCAAAAUGUCUGACCAUGUAGGAUCCUGUGGGGUUGCUGGCGGUGUUAGCGAAGAGGCUUCUAAAGAAUCAUGUGAAACUGCUGGGCAGCUUGCUCCAGAAAUUGGGUCUUUUCCUGUCAAUCACAGUGGUAGUGAAAUGAAUAUUUGUGGAAUGGGUGGUGCAAUUGCUGAGGAAAAGAAUGUGGAUAAUUCUGACCAGUGCAAACUGAAAGUCACGAAUGAGCUUCGUCCUGAUACACACCGAAAUGGUGAGGGCACGGUAAGUGAUGAGGAAAAGAUUAAUUUGUCAGGUGAUAUGCUAGAAGAAGACUCUUAUGGCUCUGAAUACGAGUCUGAUGGCAAUUCUGUGCCUAUGGAUAUAGAAGAGGAUGGUCGAGGACAGGAUGACUAUGAGGAUGGUGAAGUCCGUGAACCGCAAUUGCAUGCUGCAGUAGAGGGUCCAUGUGGGAAAAAAGAAGACAUUACUCAUGGUGAAUCUGAUAAUGACAAGGCCGACUCUGCUGAACUACAAGCUGUUGUUCUUUCUACUUCAUUCCAUGUUGAGGGAAAGGACAGUAAUGGGAAAGAACCUGUUGAGCCAAAAAAAGAUACUGUUGGAGAAAGUAUUGACACAACUCUUGGUAAGAAAGUUGUCGACAGUGCAGAUAAAGAUACCUCUAGGGAAGAAUCAUCAGCGGUUGAGAACUUGGCCAGUGUUGCUGACAAAAGGAAGAUAGUCAAGACUAUUCGAAGAAAACAAGUUGAUUUAUCAGCAAAUAAAGAUGGCCCUAAGGGCUUGGGGACAGAACAGUCAUUUGAUCAAUCUACUAGUGGAGGCCAGGGAGCUUUAGAGGCUGUUGUUCAAGGAACUGAUGAGAAUGUUAAGACAAGUGAAGUAGUAAAAAAUGAGACUGCAUUAACAAAGGUGGAAACAUCUUUAAAUGGUGAUGAUGCAGCUAAGGAUGCCAACAAUGGAGGUAAUCAGAGUAGGAUUAUAAACCUGUCUUUAGCUUCUAAUGUAUCUUCUUUUGGUAAGACAAGAUCUAUAUCAGGUAAGCCAUUGUCAUCACGCCCUGGAAGAGAAAGAUUACCUGAUUUACCACUAGAGGGAGACAAACUACAUCCUCGAGGGAGGGAUGAAACAUACGAGGCUUCCCACAAGUUCUCAAGAGAAAGGUAUCAAGAUCACUCGUCUAGAAACUCUAGAUGGAAUUAUGGUAGAGGGAGGCUUGCUAGUAGAAUUGACUCACGUAAUGACAGAGAUUCUGAACGUGAUUGCCUUCCAAGACAUAAAUAUGCAUCUGCUGUUCCGGGAUCAGAUACUGAAUUCAUGAAUUAUAAUAUGGGACCAGAUGGUGCAUUUGGUACUGUUCAGAGAGGGAGAAAGCUAUUGGAUGAUGAGACACCAAUUUUGCGUCAUCUGUCGUCAAGAAGGCGCUCUCCUGCUGGGAGAGAUGGACAUCCCUCACGUGGACUGCAAAUGGUCCAUAGAGGUCCAAGAAAUAUUGGCGAAGAUGGUUCUGAAGUUGUUAGUCUAAGGCAUGCCGAAAAGAUGAUGAGGGGAUAUCCUGAUGAUAAUGAAGAGCAUGCUUACACUUGUCCUCAACCUCCAUAUGAGGGAUUAGAUAGUCGUUUUGUUCAAGGGACCAGGAACUUUUCUUCUGUCCCGAGAAGGGGUGUUCCUCAAAUGCAUUCAAAAUCUCCCAUCAGAUCUCGUUCUCCUGGUCCAUGGUCAUCAUCAAGGAGAAGAUCUCCUGACGGGUUUGGUGGGCCCCCAGAAUUGCCCCAUAGAAGAUCACCCAUUUACAGGAUUGAUAGGAUAAGGUCACCUGAUAACCCAGGUUUUCCUGCCGAAAGGAUGGGUAGGAGGCACAGUUCUCCAUCAUAUUUGUCCCGACCUAAUGAUUUGAGGGAAAUGGAUCCUGGUCGGGACCAUGGUCAUCCAAGAUCCAUCAUCUCUAACAGGAGCCCAACUGGCCGCGUUUUACUCAGAAACAGUAGGAGAUUUGGCAUUGUUGAUCCUAGAGAAAGAGCCGAAAGUGAUGAUUUUUUUGGAGGGGCCAUGCACUCUGGUCGGUUUCAUGAUCUUGGUGAUGGAAAUGGUGAGGAGAGAAGAAGGUUUGGUGAUAGACGGGCACCUGUUCGUUCAUUCAGGCCUCCUUUUAAUGGUGCUGAUGGUGAAAAUUUUCAUGUUAAUACAGAGGAUGGCCCUAGGUCCUUCAGAUAUUUCCCUGAAGAUGAUCCAGACUUCCAUGAAAGACCUAAUUUUAGAGAAAGAGAAUUUGAUAGGCGGAUUAAGAACCGACCUGGAAAUGUACCUAGAAGACCAAGAAGCAUUGAAGAACAAGAUGGAAAUUACAGGCCUGGAGGGCAGGUGUUGUAUGAAGACAGUUUUGAUGAUUUAUCAAGAGUGAAAAGAAAAAGAUUUUGAUAGAUUAAUUUACAUCUGCAAUAAACUAGAUCCAAGACUUUCCACUUUAUUGGAUAUGGGGAACUAGAAGGCAGAAAUAGUGCUGUUAGUUACAGCUGGAUAUAGGAAUAGGAAGUUGUUGUUCUGCUCUUGGUUUCGACCAAGUUGCAAUUGUGAUACAAGAUGCUAACUUGAUUUAAGAUCAGAUGCUUGCAAUCCUUGGAUGAUUAAUCUGUCAUGUACAUAACUUGGAUCUUCUCAUAAUCUUUCUGCCAGUUCCUUAUUUGCUAAUUCUGGAUGUUAGCUGCACUACUUCAAAGUUUCAUUUGAGGAAGUUUUGUACUGUCAUAAUUUUGGUGGCUCUAUAUUUUUAAGGGUCAUUUUGGUGAAACCAUUUUUCAUAUGUUCUAUGAAGAUCCUCAAGCUUCAAAGUAUCAUCAGUUUUGCAUGCUGAUUAUUGUGCAUAGGGGGCCAGGGCAGGUAUGCUGCAAAGAACUACUUGAACCUUGAACUAAUUUUCAAGCCAUAAUGGAGCUUUAUUACACUCAAGAAUUAGCUAAUUCUUUUAUUUGAUUCUUCAAAUUCCUCGUCACGUUGCACAAAUGUGGAUCCUUCAUGUAAUGUUACCUACUUUUUGAAGUCAGUCGAUACAGUUUCUGCAGAGGUGCUGAAGGUCUGAAGGUUUUAUAAAAGUGCUAUUUUUUUCUGUAUUGUGAUUUUGUGACAAAAGAAAUUUACAGGUAUAUAACUGCUUUUUAGCUCUAGAACAGCUAUAACUGUUUGGUUUUGAUGAUGGCUGUGGGCUGAGACAUAUGGGUGUGGGAUUUUCACAUAGUUCAAUGCUAUAUUAUGCAUCAAGUGCUCGAAGGGCUCAAGUUGUUUUGCCUAAUUUCAGUUUCACUGGUUUAGAUGUUGGCAAUUUUGCUUUAAAAAUGUCUCUGCACUUCAAGGAGAAAGAGGGAAUGUUCAUGUCUUGAAGUAGGCUUUCUUAGCUGUGAUAUUAUUCAUUUCCUCAUAGACUUAAACAUACUCAUUAGCUGUGUUGGUGGUUUCUGCAAUAUGUGGAGCUGACACAAAUUUGCCAAUUAUCGAGUCUUGUCUUGGCAUCUUCUGCGGAUUCCUAAAAGAUUUAAUUUCUUAGGUACUAUUCACAAAGGAUAACAGAUAUUGAAAAUAUUAACUUCUUUCUUCAUAUUAGUAUUUUUGAUACUUUGCAUUUGCGUACCUUGUUUAUCUUCUACUGGCUUCACUGGAAGGAAGAAAAUUGUGACCUUUGAAGCAUAAUACAUCAAACUAAAUGGGGAUUUUGAUAUGGAAAA